Messenger RNA from Sphenostylis stenocarpa, 357 nucleotides. The record is from the annotation of a GenBank genome assembly. NCBI's taxonomy places the organism in Eukaryota, Viridiplantae, Streptophyta, Magnoliopsida, Fabales, Fabaceae.
AUGAAUGAGAAACAGGGGUCCCACAAAAAAUAUGAAGCAUUGGAACCAAUUGGACUGGUGUGUAGCUACACAAGGGACAGGGACCCUUCUUAUUUGGGUUUGACCAAGAUGAAGAUGGAGCACAAAAGUGCACAUGCAGUUGCAGUUGUUGCAGGCCAGCACCCCAAUUGGGGAGGGUGGGUGUACCCCACAGGCAUCAAGGGACCAUUCAAGUUUCAAUUCAACCAACAAUCAAAGGAGGUCAGACAGCUCAGAUUUGACGUCCACGUGAUAAUCAGCUGUUUAGAAGUUCUAGGUCAUUCUAACAGCUGCACCACCACCUUAGUUACCCUCAAAUCUCUUCCUCUAGAUCUGUAA